Messenger RNA from Gadus morhua (Atlantic cod), 687 nucleotides. RefSeq lists its product as uncharacterized. Lineage: Eukaryota; Metazoa; Chordata; Actinopteri; Gadiformes; Gadidae. The record is from RefSeq and is a predicted model, not a curated record. The transcript is spliced from 3 exons. The annotation marks the transcript as partial.
AUGGACCUGAAGGAUUCCUCGCGGGUCAAUGUGGAGGCUGAUAUAUUCGACGAACUACUGAGAUCUGCUAAAGUAUCUUUCAAGGUGUCCACUGAGCUCUCUGCUGAGAGCGAGGUGUCAGAUGCCUCCUUCGUCUCAGAAGAGGGGUUGUUCUCACCAUUCCAGCCUCUCGGCGUCAUCCUGGACAACACCCUCUCAUUCGCACCCCAUAUUCACAACAUCACCCGGACUGCAUUCUUCCACCUCCGCAACAUCGCCAGGCUCCGCCCAUCACUGACCCAAUCCAGCGCUGAAAUCCUAGUUCACUCAUUUGUCACAUCACGCAUAGACUACUGCAACGCCCUCCUCACCGGACUCCCCACCAAACUUAUCAACAGACUGCAGAUCAUUCAGAACUCAGCCGCCCGGAUCAUCACCCGCACCAAAUCAUCUGACCACAUCACCCCUGUCCUCAUUCAACUUCACUGGCUCCCAGUACACUACCGCAUCCAAUACAAAACCCUACUCCUCACCUACAAAGCUCUCCACAACCUAGCCCCCAGUUAUCUCUGCGACCUCCUCCAAGAAUACACUCCCUCCCGCUCCCUCCGCUCAACCUCUGCUGGACUACUAUGUAUCCCCACAUCACGACUCACUUCAAUGGGUGCCCGGUCAUUCAGCUGUUCAGCACCCAGGCUCUGGAACUCC